Molecule: messenger RNA, 735 nt
Organism: Penicillium pulvis
Lineage: Eukaryota; Fungi; Ascomycota; Eurotiomycetes; Eurotiales; Aspergillaceae
Exons: 3
Coding region: 1-735 (244 amino acids)
Source: RefSeq, a predicted model, not a curated record
AUGGGUGAUAAAGUUGCCCUUAUCUUUGGAUAUGGACCACACGUUGGGGUCGAGGUUGCGAAGGCCUUCGCAACACACGGCUACGAAGUCGCCGUAGUGUCGCGCUCAGAUAAUUGUUCAGAUAGCGCAAAGGGCUAUCUACAAAUAACAGCGGACCUAUCGGACCCAUCCUCAGUUGGAGCCAUAUUUACGAAAGUCAUCGAAGAACUUGGCCACCCCAGCGUUGUGGUCUACAAUGCUUCUGCCCUUAGCCUGAAUCCGUCGAGUGCUCUAGAGCAACAAAUUUCCAACUUUCAAUCUGAUAACAAUGUUAAUAUUGUUUCUGCGUACAUUGCAGCCCAAUUGGCCAUACAUUCUUUUGCUCUGUUACCAUCUGUAUCCUCGAGAACAUUCAUUUACACCGGAAAUAAGCUCCCGUUCAUGGUGGUACAACCACUGCUGGCCCAGGGCGUUGGUAAAGCUGGUGCUGCACACCUCAUCCACUACUUAGCGGAAGAGUACAAAGACCGGGACUACAAAUUUUACUUCGCGGAUGAGCGCAAGCCGGAUGGAAACCCUGUUUACACCGCAAUUGAUGGCUCUGCUCAUGCUGAGUUUUAUAUCCAGCUUAGUGAGGAUAAGACUCAAGGGCCGUGGAACGCAACAUUUGUGAAAGGACAAGGGUACAUUCCUUUCCCCGAAACAGUGGUUCAGGAUGCUGUUGUUAUGGAUCAGGAAGUGCCUAAUAUUGAGUGA